AUGGAGAUACUGCGCCUGGGUCUUUUCCUGAUGCUGAUUGAAAUUGAGAAGAACUUCACCUUUUUCAAGAUACAUGGUCAAGGUGUUGAUAAGAAACCUGAAGGCAUAUUAAAAAUCGACGAAGACACGGGGGACAUUACAGUCCACGGCCCCGUCGACUUUGAGAAAUACAAUUUCUUAAAGCUGACGUUUCAGGCACUUGACAGAGAAAAACAUGAAGUAGACACGCAGCUUGGCAUUGAGAUAUUAAUUGUCGACGCAAAUGACAACCCUCCAAAGUUUGAACCUGAAGGUUACGAGAUCAGUAUAGAAGGGUCAACAACACAAGGCACUGACGUGGUAACCAUAAAAGCAAGCGAUGAAGACAGCAUUGAGAACAAUAAACUGUUUGAUUUCAGAAUAGUCUCAGUCAUUCCUCCACCAUCUGAGCUGGAGUUCUACCUACACCAGGUCAAGAAUAUUGCAAUCAUUUCAUUUAAAGGGUGUCUGGACUAUGAGAAAGCCAGGAAAUACACCAUUGAAGUAGAGGCCAAAGACCAUGGAGACAAAAUACAGCUGUCCAGCUUCUGCACCAUCAUUAUCCACAUAAAAGAUGGAAAUAACUAUCGUCCUGUGAUAACAGGACAAACAGGUACAGGGAGUGUGGAAGAAAGAAAGGAAAAUGUUCUUGUUAAACGUCUGCAAGUCACAGACAAUGACAGCAAAGGUACAUCGGCCUGGAAAGCAAAAUAUCGAAUCCAAGGAGACACAAACAACAACUUCAGAAUCACUACAGAUCUUGAGACAAAUGAAGGACUACUGUAUGUGGAAAAGCAUCUGAUAUAUAAAGACAGUCACCAAAAGAAUUUGACUAUCAGUGUGGAGAAUGAGAUCCCCUAUUACUCAUGCACGGUGUUGAGUCGCAGCACCACUGAUCUUUGGAAAGUUGAGACGACUGGUGAUGGUGUGACCGGGACAGAGAAACUAGGCCUGUCCACCAGCCGAGUGACGGUGACUGUGGUGGAUGUCAAUGAUCCUCCAAUCUUCAUCAUACCUCACAAACAUGUCAUCGUGAUUGAAAAUGAAAAGCCGGGAAAGUAUCUGGAGACAUUUACAGCUACCGACCCUGACGGUAAAACGUGUGUGUCUUUCAGAUACCGAAUAGGAGACGACCCAGCUCAUUGGGUAACAGUGGACUCAGAGACUGGAAAAGUAUCCACAUCAAAGAUAAUAGACCGAGAGUCAAACUUUGUGAAAAACAAUAUCUAUAAGGUCACAAUAUGGGCUGUUGACAACGGUCAACCCCCGAUGACCGGCACCGCAACCCUUGACCUCCAUGUUACAGAUGAGAACGACAAUGUUCCAAUCCUGGAUGUAAGCACAUUUGACAUAUGUCAUUCUGAUCGACUCUCUCUGGCCAAUAUCACAGCCUCUGACCUGGAUGAAGACCCCUACAGUGGACCUUUCUCCUUCAUGCUCAAGGACACAGAGAAGGGGAAGUGGAAGCUUGACCCUAUGCAAGGGUAUUCAGUCAACCUGGUGAAGGACCCCACAGUUCAUUCUGGACAUUAUGAGUUGUUGCUGGAAGUGUUUGACCUCCAGUCUAACAGUGCUGUAUACAACCUGUCAAUUACUGUGUGUGACUGCGUAGACAUAGCAAAGCCAAAUUGUCGCAUCCGUAAAGCUACUGGCGCCAAAGUGGCUUUUGAGAAGAAUGAGAAGCAAAUCUCAGCUCUAGUGAGGAAGAACGUGGCCAGUGACACAACAAUGGAGCAACGCUUUGCACGAGGGAAUUCUAUGUAUCGGCUGCUGUACAGCCUCGAUGCAGGAGAGCAGCUGGGUGAUUAUGCUCCUCAUGUUUAUGCUGAGGAGGGAGACGCAAAGUCCAAAUUCGAGCUUGAUGCCAUCUCCAUCCCUGAUAUUCCCUUUGACCCAGACUUGGACCUGGACCUAGAUAUCCAGUUCAAUACUCUGGCCUCAAUCUGCCUGCCAAGUGAAAACCCACCCGACAGUACAUAA
This is a messenger RNA of Cottoperca gobio, 1998 nucleotides long. RefSeq names its product cadherin-4-like. Gene Ontology annotation, molecular function: cadherin binding; beta-catenin binding; calcium ion binding. Lineage: Eukaryota; Metazoa; Chordata; Actinopteri; Perciformes; Bovichtidae. Gene Ontology annotation, biological process: cell migration; cell morphogenesis; calcium-dependent cell-cell adhesion. Gene Ontology annotation, cellular component: adherens junction; plasma membrane; catenin complex. The transcript has 13 exons. The record is from RefSeq and is a predicted model, not a curated record. Bases 1 to 1998 code for a protein of 665 amino acids.